Messenger RNA from Paraglomus brasilianum, 591 nucleotides. NCBI's taxonomy places the organism in Eukaryota, Fungi, Glomeromycota, Glomeromycetes, Paraglomerales, Paraglomeraceae. The record is from the annotation of a GenBank genome assembly.
AUGCUCGAAGACAAAUCUCACUCCCAUGUUGUAUCCUGGGGCAUAUCGGGCGAGACUUUUGUUGUACACGAUCCAACAGAAUUCGCGCGAACCAUCCUCCCGAGGCAUUUUAAACAUAGCAAUUUUGCCUCAUUUGUGCGGCAAUUGAACAAAUAUGAUUUCCACAAGAUCAAGAGCAACGAGGAGGGACGGGCUUAUGGAGAGCAGGCCUGGGAAUUCCAACAUCCAAAGUUUCAGUUCAACAGAAGAGACUUGCUCGAAGAGAUAAAGGCAAUAAUUGGAAAAUCACGGAACCUACGUACAACACAUUCCCAGAACGGAGCGUCCAUGCCGCCCAUUGAUCGUAUUUAUGACCGUUUUUCCUCUGCCAACACAUUAUCUCUCUCAUCCUCUCCUUCCAACUUGUACGCACCCCAACAAAGCCAUACCGAUCCACAGCCAGUUCACCUGCGGGAUGUAGACGUUCAGGCCCAAUACAUUCCAUACUUUAACUUUGAUCCAUCUGGAAUGUCUCAUACGACCUCGGAAAUUGGGAAUGCACCAUACAUGAUACCGCAAAAGUUGGUUAUGUCGGCUAGGGAGGGGACUUAG